AUGCAAAAAAAAGAAAAUCCACCAUCAGCAAAGAAGGCGCCAAAUAUUCGAAAAUUAAGAGACGAGAACAGGAUCUACUAUCCCAAUUCAUUUAUUUGCAAGAACAACCUUUGUCAAAAAGUAUACGUACCUACCUAUGAAGAAAUCUACCUCUCUCUGAGCAGAUGUGUACUGCAGUGCAUGGGACCACAGUUGUGGCCAUACCCCAUCGGAUUUACUUUAUACAGUCGAAAUCUCAUAGCUUUAGCAACAAGUAAACUUGAAUACAAAUUCCAAUCUGUACCAUCCGAAGCAGUACAUUCAUAUUUAGCCGAAGCAUUCAAAUUAUUUAUCGGCGAUCUGGCAAAGCUGGAAAAGUUUGACGCUAAACCCAAAAACGAAAAUUCAACCAAAGAUUUGCAAAUAAAGAAAAUGAAUAUACAACUUGAUGUUGAAUCUGAUGCAGAUCCAAGAGUUAAAGUAGACACCGACGAAUCCUACAGCCUGAAGCUUGAUAUAGUUAAUAACGUUGCUAUGAUACGGAUAGCGUCUCCUUCGUUUUGUGGUGUCAGACAUGGACUGGAGACAUUGAGCCAAAUGAUUCUACUAGACGAAACUUCAGGAUACUUAAUCACUGUCGAUCAUAUCAUCGUGAAAGAUGCACCAAGUUACAGAUACAGGGGCCUGAUGAUCGAUACUGGAAGGAAUUACAUUCCGGUGCCAGAUUUGAUGAGAACUAUAGACGCGAUGUCGGCAUGUAAAUUAAACACGUUCCACUGGCGUAUUUCUGAUGCCACCAGCUUUCCUUUGCAUAUUCCUACGAUCCCACAACUCUCACAAUACGGAGCUUUCAGUAGGAAUAUGAUUUAUACAAAAGAAAAUGUCCAAGCUUUAGUAAAAAGAGCUGGAAUACGUGGUAUAAGAGUUUUGAUUGAGAUAGCAGCUCCAGGGCCUGUUGGUAGAGCAUGGUCUUGGUCUCCUGACGCUUCUUGUCCAACAAAAACCUCGAAUUAUUCUUGCAACAAUGUGCUUUGUCUAAGAUUAACCAUGAGAGAAUCUAUAAUGGAUGUUCUUCAAACGAUUUACAGUGAAAUAAUUCAGAUGACUGGAGUGGAUGAUAUUUUUCAUCUCAGUGAUAGUCUUGCUUCCAUGGUGAACUGUUUCUUUUUGAUUGAAGAGAGACAAGGUUUCCUUGAGAAGGCUUUAGAAAGACUGAGGAUAGCCAACAAAGGGUUUCUACCAAAGUUACCUAUAAUAUGGUAUUCUAUGCAUCUAGCUAAGUACAAUGAAGCGAAGAAUUGGGAAAGAUAUGGCGUUCAACUAGCCGAAUGGCUACCCAACCCUUCAGAUCAGUUCAUGAGUAAAUUCAAAGUGAUACAUUCUAGCAGGUGGGACCUGUCGUGUGAGGUGAAAAAACAGAGGUGUAAGAAAUAUAGGACUUGGCAAGAAAUGUAUGCCUGGAAAUCAUGGAGGAAUAUUGAUGUAUUCACCAUUGAAGGUGGUGAAACUCUAUUGUGGACAGACUUGGUCGACUCUAGUAACCUGGACUAUCAUUUGUGGCCUCGUGCUGCAGCUGUUGCAGAGAGGCUCUGGUCGGAUAUAACCAUUAAUGGAAGUGCAAGCGCCCCUGUUUAUAUAAGACUGGAUAGCCACAGAUGGCGUAUGCUUCAGAAGAGAAUAAACGUUCAACCUAUAUGGCCAAAGUAUUGCUCCUACAACCCCGAACAAUGACUUGGCAAGAAAUGUACGCCUGGAAAUCAUGGAGGAAUAUUGAUGUAUUCACCAUUGAAGGUGGUGAAACUCUAUUGUGGACAGACUUGGUCGACUCUAGUAACCUGGACUAUCAUUUGUGGCCUCGUGCUGCAGCUGUUGCAGAGAGGCUCUGGUCGGAUAUAA
Molecule: messenger RNA, 1875 nt
Organism: Arctia plantaginis
Lineage: Eukaryota; Metazoa; Arthropoda; Insecta; Lepidoptera; Erebidae
Source: the annotation of a GenBank genome assembly